Messenger RNA from Necator americanus (New World hookworm), 1218 nucleotides. RefSeq lists its product as uncharacterized. Gene Ontology annotation, molecular function: L-allo-threonine aldolase activity. Gene Ontology annotation, biological process: glycine biosynthetic process; L-threonine catabolic process. The record is from RefSeq and is a predicted model, not a curated record. The transcript has 10 exons. NCBI's taxonomy places the organism in Eukaryota, Metazoa, Nematoda, Chromadorea, Rhabditida, Ancylostomatidae. Gene Ontology annotation, cellular component: cytosol. Bases 1 to 1218 code for a protein of 405 amino acids.
AUGAUAGGCGUUUUACACAAAACGGGUAAUUUCUCCUCCGUUCUCGAAAUUGGUCUCAGAAGAAAUCUUUCGAUAAGGAAAGAUUUUUGCCGAUAUUUCUGUGCAACUAUGGUGCUCAAGACCUCUUCUCAAUACACAACCACCGUUGAGAAUUCAGCACAUUGUAUAGACUUGAGAUCAGACACGGUUACAUUGCCCUCUCCAGAGAUGAGAGAAGCAAUGGCUAACGCUUUGGUUGGAGAUGAUGUGUAUGGAGAGGACAAGACUAUAAAUGAUUUGGAAACCAGGUGCGCCACUUUAUUCGGCAAAGAAGCUGGUCUUUUCGUUGUAAGCGGAACUAUGGGUAACCUACUGGCAGUGAUGGCCCAUUGCCAACGUGGUGAUGAAAUUAUUGUUGGUACCCAGAAUCAUAUUCACCGGUGGGAGCAAGGGAAUUAUGCUCAACUAGCAGGCAUUAGUGCAACAACAUUACCAGUCAAUAGUGAUGGUACAAUGAACCUUGAAGAUAUCGAAGAGUCGAUUCGCGUCAAUGAUAUUCACAUGCCUCACACAAGUCUUAUUUGUUUAGAGAAUACUCACAAUUAUGCCGGCGGACGAGUGUUGCCGUUGGAAUAUUUGAAAGCUGUGUAUGACAUAGCUGCACGACAUAACGUGAGAGUUCACAUUGACGGUGCUCGGAUCUUCAACGCUGCAGUCGCUCUGGGUGUGAAGAUUGCUGAUAUUGCUCAGUAUGGAGACUCGGUGAUGAUGUGCUUUUCAAAAGGACUUGGAGCACCUGUUGGGUCUAUCCUGGUUGGCAGUAAGGAUUUCAUCAAAUCUGCCAGAAGAAGACGUAAGGCACUAGGUGGUGGCUGGAGACAGGGUGGCAUUCUGGCGGCAGCUGCUCACGUUUCUCUCGACAAAGCCGAAGAAACCAUUAGGCGCGACCACGCAAAUGCAAAGAAACUUGCUUCUGGAAUCAAUGGAAUUACUCCCGAUAGUUUGAAAAAGGCUAUUCACGCAUUUGACAGCGGUAUUACAAACAUGGUCAUCUUGAAAUGUGGUGACGGAAUUUCUCCCUCUCAGGUGCAAAAGUUCUUCCAUUCCAAUGGAGUGCUGAUGAUGGUUUUUGAUACGACUAGGAUUCGCAUUGUGCUGAAUUGGGGUGUGACAGAGGGCGAUGUUGAUAGGGUGUUGAACAUCUACCGGAAAUUCAUAGAUUCUGUUGUUAAGCACUGA